AGAUUCUGUUUGAUUUGGAAGCAGAUAAAUUAGACGUAUUAUCAAGUAGCUCUACAUAAAGCUCAGAGGACGGAUAAAAGUCACAAGCAAUGUAUACCCGAAUACAAAAACUCGCUGUAGUGACAUGCAUUUCCAUCGUGUGCCUAUGUCAUGCAGGCGAUUUAGAGCACCUGUCUGAUAUAGAAGAAAUGUUCAUAAACAGACUAUUCAAGAAGUACGGCAACGAGACGGCAAUGACAUUUGAGGCUUUCGAGCACCUGUUCCAAAAUUUAGAAAUAGGUGAUAUGCAAUUUACACACCAUAUCAAUGACCAUAUAAAAAAUAUGGACUUUGUACCAUUGCAUCCAGACCACAAACACGAACGACAUAAACUGAAGACAACCACAGAGAACCACAGACACCGCAGGAAUAAAGAAACAUUCUCAGAAUGUCUUUUUCCUGUUGAUGUGGUAAAAUUGUUCGGGUUCAACACACGAGAUGUCAUUACUGCUGACCAAUUUCAUCACAUGUGUCCAGCCCUCGUGGUGCAGCUUGAUAGUGGUGUAUGUCCUCAUGCACAUGCGCAGUAUGAUCAGCAUAUGACGGAGAAUAUUCGUGGGAUGGAAGAUCUGGCCAGGAUACCCUCAGAAGUCUGGGGCUACGGGUCAGCCUCUAUUUCGGUCAUCAGUGUGUUGGGUCUGUUAGCGGUCUCUGCCAUCCCCUGUUUACAGAAGGUUUUUCUGAACACCGUUCUGCAGUUUCUGGUGGCUUUAGCGGUGGGGGCUCUCACUGGGGACGCCAUGUUACAUCUGCUUCCUCACGCGUUAUCUAUCAAAAGUGAAGAAAGUGAUGGCGGGCGUGAGGAGGUGUACAAGGGGCUUUGCGGGCUUGCCGGCAUCUACUGCUUCUUUAUAUUCGGUCGCCUGCAGGGCAUCUACAUGAACAGGAAAAUAGAGGACAAAGGAGAAGAAAAGAAAGAAAAUUAUUUAGAUAUUUCCUUGACAAUAGACUCAAAAGAACAAGAUCUGGAAAGCAUUGCCCUAAAUUCUGCCGAAUCUAAACAAACAGACAAACAAUAUCAAACCUCUCGUCAGGAUUACAAACUUCCAGAAGAGACUGACCACGGUCAUUCGCAUGACCAUCCUGUUCCCCGAACCGUGGGGGCGUUAGUGUGGCGAGUAAUUGUGGGGGAUGGCAUUCACAAUUUCAGUGACGGGAUUGCGGUAGGGGUAGCGUUUGCCUCCAGUAUCACGGGCGGACUAAGUACUUCAGUAGCCGUCCUAUGCCAUGAGUUACCACACGAAAUGGGUGACUUUGCGGUUCUUCUAAAGAAUGGCAUGACGAUUAAGCAGGCUGUCCUGUACAACUGUUUGUCAUCCCUGCUGUCAUUCAUUGGGAUGCUUGUGGGCUUGGCUGUUGGGAACAUUGGGAACUCCAGUCCCUGGAUAUUUGCCGGGAUUGCUGGCAUGUUUCUACACAUCUCUCUCGUGGAUCUUUUGCCAGAGAUGAGCUUACUGGAUUUAGAGAACCGAGGAAAAAGGCCAAUUUGUCAGCUUUUCUUCCAGCUGGGAGGCAUUCUAGUUGGUGUUGGCAUUAUGUUAUUAAUUGCCAUUUAUGAACAUCAACUGAAAUCUUUAUUCAAUGGCUGAAUGCAGGUGAUCAUUGAUCUUGCUUUAGUUCUAUCUCGAAAAUAUGAAAACUUGGAAGCAUUGUUACUCGUGUUUUACGGUAUUCAUCAAGAUCAAACCUUUAAUGUAAAAUGAAUACCAGUGGACAUCACGCACGAUUACGGAGUCAUAAUAUUAAUGAGGUAUUUAAAAGGUUUGUCAACGAGUAAUAGUACUAAGAAUAUUGAUUAUUGGUUGUAGACAUUCUUCGUUAUAACGCAAUACGUGCACACACGAAUUUUGAUGAUUACUUAUCCGUAUACUCAACUUAUAUGUAGGUGUUUACCCACACCGUGAGUGAUACUCGUUUAUCUUUUCAUUAGAUAUGCUCAUUGUGUGCAUUAAAAUCUCAUGAAGUGUCCUUACCAUUGUUCAAUGCUGGAAGUUAAAUUAACAUUACUAAAAAGCAGGGUAUAUGUAACAAAAAACUUAUUUGGCUACGCCGUUAGUCCAAACCAAUCAGUAAGUUGUUUUUCCACACAUCGCAAUGCAUUUAGUAUGUGGAUACAGGAGGAUAAUUCAGGCCAAUUAAAAUUGAUUGAUAGAUUAUCAUCCCCACCCGCCCCUCAAAAAAGGGCCCGUCCCGAUUUUUUUUAUUUUCGCAAAAAUUACGAUUUCAAACAAAUUUGCUUCCCAGUGACAUGAGUGAAUGCUUAAAGCCACAGAAUGUUGGUUUUAUAUCUUCUACCAAGGAUUCUUUGAAUGUUAACUUGAUUAACACUUUGUGUGAUGCCUUUUGUCUUUAAUUUUUCUUUCUCGGGAAAUGAAAAUUAAAAUCCUCCCACCCGCUUCAUAUUUUUUGUGACCUGGAUGAUAAUUGCUAAUUGAGUUGAAUUGGCCUAAUAUAUCUCGGACUACGAUGUAGCAGGAUACAGGUAUUGUUAACACAUUUAAGUUCGUUAUUUACAAAUGAUAUUUUAUAUUUUUGUAAUGGUAAUAUCCGGUGUUAUUCACCUUGAGCCUAAUUCCUUACUUGCACACAUAAACUUUAAUCCUGGAAUUCUGACUUAGAACAUUGCCAAUACAACACAUUUUGCUUGACGUGCCUUUAUACGUGGUACAUGUACUUGAGUCGAGUAAUACAGAAUGAAUAAUAAUUGCCCCCGGAACAAAGUCUUCUACCUCGAGAUAUGGUUUCACUUGAUUGCGUUUGUGUUCACGGUAUUUACAAUUUGCUUCCUUUAGAAUUCCUUUGAUAUGAAGAAUGGGCAUGCAUUUUAGCUAGAUCAUUCAAAGAAAAUAUACACAUUCUUAUACAAAAUAUAAUUUUUUUUUGAAAAGUUGAAAUUAAAAGGGCAUGGACAUGAUUUUGGAGAACAAUAUUACUUACUUAUUAAUGCUAUGAUAGUAUUUGAUAUGUGUAUAUCAUAGCACUUUUCGUUAUAUUCAACUUUUCUCAAACCUAAUUUUUUUAAAAUGACGUAAAAUAUGUAUUGGGGACAUCUAAAUUUUAUUACAUGUCACAUGACUCCACUAUCAUCAAGGUGCCAAAGUUGACAGCUUUGGUAAAAAGAAAACUUUUACAGCGAAAAUUGAAACAAGGCAGUUUUCUUUUUAUAAAUCUAUAGAAAUGAACGCAUAGCAAAUUCUAUAUUGAAAUCAUGCUACCAAGAUGUGCUUGGAGGCCAAUGAAGUUUAUAAUAUGUACACUAAAAUGACGUUUACAAUAUGAACAUUAGUAAUGAAGUUUACAAUAUGUACAUUAGAAAUGACGUUUACAAUGUGUACAUGAUAAAUGACGUUUACAAUAUGUACAUGAUAAAUGACGUUUACAAUAUGUACAUGAUAAAUGACGUUUACAAUGUGUAGAUUAGAAAUUAUGUUUCAAUGUGUACAUUAAAAAUGGUGUUUACAAUGUGUAGAUUAGAAAUGACGUUUACAAUGUGUACAUUAGAAAAGAUUCUGAUAGAUCUGAUUCGAUACUAAAAAGCUUGUUCUGCAUAUGAUCAGUUUUUAAAUCGAGGCAGGCUACUGACAAACACGUUGAUGUUACAAGGGUAUCAACAGUCUCGGUUAAAGUAAGCAUUUUGCAAUUCAUAUAGUUGUUAUGAUAAUCUAGUUUACCAAUACAACCUCUUCACCUUGCAUCUUUGGGUUUGAUGCUGCACUGUGUAUUUCAUGCCAACUUUUCAUAGAAGUACAUGUAUAUUUGUGUAUAUAUUUACGUAUAACUUGCAAACUGAACUCUUAUUGCAUCAUGAACGUUGUUAUGGUUAUAAUAUUUACAUAAGUCUAUAUGGCGUCACAUCUUUGAAGACGAGCACUAUGAAGUGACAUUUUCAAUAAAACACGAUCCAAAAUAUCAAAAUGCUUCAUAUUUGACAUCAAAUUGCCAAAAAUGUUCAUAGUACUGGUUGAAACUAUUUCCAUGACUUUGUUGCACAAGAUUUGGAAGGUGUCAAUGAAUUUUCGCAUUUUUCAUAUCAUGCUUACAUUACAUGGCUUUUAUCUGUGUAACAUAAAUUUGUCUUGUAUACUACUUGUACCUAUUUACGGUUUAUGACAUAUAUUCGUAAUGUGAAAUAAAAUCAAAUUAAAGAACAA
Messenger RNA from Ostrea edulis (European flat oyster), 4190 nucleotides. RefSeq names its product zinc transporter ZIP10-like. The transcript has 9 exons. Gene Ontology annotation, molecular function: zinc ion transmembrane transporter activity. Gene Ontology annotation, biological process: intracellular zinc ion homeostasis; zinc ion import across plasma membrane. Bases 90 to 1628 code for a protein of 512 amino acids. Gene Ontology annotation, cellular component: membrane. NCBI's taxonomy places the organism in Eukaryota, Metazoa, Mollusca, Bivalvia, Ostreida, Ostreidae. The record is from RefSeq and is a predicted model, not a curated record.